Spinacia oleracea (spinach) is the source of this 1113-nucleotide messenger RNA. RefSeq names its product acidic endochitinase SE2. The coding region runs from base 45 to 926 and encodes 293 amino acids. Gene Ontology annotation, molecular function: chitinase activity. The transcript has a single exon. NCBI's taxonomy places the organism in Eukaryota, Viridiplantae, Streptophyta, Magnoliopsida, Caryophyllales, Amaranthaceae. The record is from RefSeq and is a predicted model, not a curated record. Gene Ontology annotation, cellular component: extracellular region. Gene Ontology annotation, biological process: carbohydrate metabolic process.
AAGUGCAAAACUCACAAGUCACAACCUAAGCAUCCAAAACAAACAUGGCACCCAAAAUCACAUCAGUUCUGUUCCUAUUUUCUCUCUUAAUCUUUGCUUCAUUCAAGUCUUCCCACAGUUCGCAAAUAGUCAUAUACUGGGGCCAAAACGGCGAUGAAGGAAGUCUUAUAGACACUUGUAACUCCGGAAACUACGGAACUGUGAUCCUAGCUUUUCUAUCUAGCUUUGGGAAUGGCCAAACCCCGGUUCUUAACUUAGCUGGGCACUGUGACCCUGCUACAAAUUGUGGCAGCCUAAGCACGGACAUCAAAGCAUGCCAACAAGCAGGCAUUAAGGUGCUCCUUUCUAUAGGAGGUGGGGCUGGAGGCUAUUCUCUCUCCUCAACCGAUGACGCAAACCAGGUUGCCGAUUAUCUCUGGAACACAUAUCUAGGGGGUCAGUCUACUUCUCGACCCCUCGGAGAUGCGGUUUUAGACGGUAUUGAUUUUGAUAUCGAAUCUGGUGAUAACAGAUUUUGGGAUGACCUAGCAAGAUCUUUGGCAGGUCAUAACAAUGGUCAGAAAACAGUUUACUUAUCAGCAGCUCCUCAAUGCCCUUUCCCAGAUGCUAGCUUAAACACUGCUAUAGACACAGCCUUAUUCGACUACGUGUGGGUUCAGUUCUAUAAUAACCCCCCUUGUCAAUAUGAUAACACUGCUGAUAAUCUCUUAAGUGCUUGGAACCAAUGGAUAUCAGUUCAAGCUGGACAGGUCUUCCUUGGACUACCAGCAUCCACUGAUGCUGCUAACAGUGGGUUUAUACCUACAGAUGUUCUUACAUCUCAAGUACUUCCUACUAUCAAGGGUUCCGCUAAAUAUGGAGGAGUUAUGUUAUGGUCAAAGGCAUAUGACAAUGGGUACAGCAGUGCUAUUAAAGGCAGUGUUUAAGUUGAACCAUUAUUGUCUACAAAAAUACAUAGAUAAUAUCAGAAUAAGGACGAUAGUAAGAUAUAUACCCCAUCAAACCAUACUCUAUAGAAACUUGUAAUACUCGUAAAUGGCAUAUUGUGCUGCUAUAUUUAGGUUGUAUUUUACAUAAUACACAGUUUUUUAUAAAGAGGAACAUUUUCCAUUA